AUGUGCAAAGCUUCGAAUUUCGAGCGAAAUAGUGGGGAAAAGAAUCUGGUUGUUCAUUCGUCUUCGCGCGCUGGAACUUCUAUUCUCAUCUUCAUCUCCGUAUUCAUCACGCAACUCGAGGAAGCUUUAGCGCCCAAAGCUUAUGUGUUCGACGUUUUUAUAACCUAUCAAUUUGUCAACGAACCGUGUCUAUGUAUCGUUUAA
Adineta ricciae is the source of this 204-nucleotide messenger RNA. The record is from the annotation of a GenBank genome assembly. Lineage: Eukaryota; Metazoa; Rotifera; Eurotatoria; Adinetida; Adinetidae.